This is a messenger RNA of Pararge aegeria (speckled wood butterfly), 2490 nucleotides long. RefSeq names its product lipoamide acyltransferase component of branched-chain alpha-keto acid dehydrogenase complex, mitochondrial (gene Dbct). Bases 979 to 2418 code for a protein of 479 amino acids. Gene Ontology annotation, cellular component: cytoplasm; mitochondrion. The record is from RefSeq and is a predicted model, not a curated record. Lineage: Eukaryota; Metazoa; Arthropoda; Insecta; Lepidoptera; Nymphalidae. The transcript has 10 exons. Gene Ontology annotation, molecular function: acetyltransferase activity; lipoic acid binding.
UUUGUGCAGGAUCCGCAAAAAAAAAACGACAGUUCGCAUAAUCUUAGUUAGUCGGACUAACGACUAACUAACGUUGGGUCAUUGAGAUAUUCAUAUAAAUAUAAUCUCAGACUACCAUGGAAUUAUUAAAAACCAUAAGUCGCACACAUUUCUGUGUUGGUGUGGUGUGCGGAGGUUACUUCUGUCCGGCCAACUAAGAUCGAGCGUGCUAUAUACACAGACAGUUUAGUUAUCAUGUUAUGUUACUCGAUGUUUCCUAGUGGAUAUUUGAUUCUAGAUGUCUUUGUUUUUUAAGACAGAGUUCUGGAUUCUGGUCAUUUAAAUUAUAAUUGAUUUUACUUUUCUUUUUAAGGCUGAUUUUCCAAUUGUAAGAGUUGUACGAGUUGGUUUGAAAUACAUCAAAGUAUUCCAUUCAGAGAAGAAUUAAUUUUAUGAAUUUCGCAUAAACAACAUACAAUUUUUACCAUUCGAUUAAAGAACUGGCUCUUAGCGGUAUAACUUUUUGCGGAUCCCUGACUAGUCCGAAAUCAAGAUAUCGAACACUAUCAAAGUUAAUUUUGCAAAUAUUAAGUUUGAAGUGCUAUAUUUUUUAGGAAAAAAAUCGAGCUUCCCAUGUUAGUGUAUGCGUUCAGUGAAUAGUUUCGUUCGCUCGAAAUAAAUCAAGUGAAACACAAUGUGCUCACAGUGAAAAAGUGACAAAACGUGACUAGUGAUACAUAUAUCUAUAGCGAAACAACCAGACUGUGAAAUGACAGUGAUAAAUUAAUAAAAUGUAAUUACUGUGUGAGAAUUAGACUAAUCUAGUUAGAAUUAAAUGUAUUUUCAUUACAUUUUACUUUGCAUAAAUACCGCUCAAUGCUCUAAUUUUGUUACACUGUUUAAAGAUUAUCGCUAUAGAAAAUGACUGAUAUACAGUAAUCAGUAGUAGACCAAUUAAACGCAGAAAUAAUAGAAGCCUGUUUAAAAUUCGAGUGAAAAAUGGAAGAGCUUUCUACUUCUAAAUAUAGACGAGCGAGAAAGUGGUUGGGUAAUUUGAGGAAUAUAAAUAAAUACAACAAGCUUUGUUACACAAAUUUCACUUACAAUUCAUGGAUUUAUGCAAAUAAUGUUCCUAGGAUAAAAAAUCAGUACAAUACUCGGUGGUUACACACUACAAGCUCUUGUAACAAAAUAGUAGCAUUCAAGCUUUCGGAUAUCGGUGAAGGUAUACGAGAAGUUAUUGUUAAAGAAUGGUUCGUUAAAGUAGGUGACAAGGUUGAACAAUUUGAUAACAUAUGUGAAGUCCAAAGUGAUAAAGCAGCAGUGACAAUUUCUAGCCGUUAUGAUGGAGUUAUUACAAAACUUCACCACGAAGUAGAUCAGACUGCGUUUGUUGGGCAACCACUUGUUGAUAUAGAAGUUGACGUUUCAGGAGAUGCAGAUACACCACCGCCGGAUUCUACUACGAAUGCUUCCAAAGAUAUACCAAAGACAGAAGAUAAAAGCCCACCACGUACAAAAGUAUUAACAACGCCAGCUGUGAGAAGAAUUGCAGCACAAUUUCAGGUAGACCUCAGUAGUGUAAAUGCUACCGGUAGAAAUGGCAGAGUACUUAAGGAAGAUGUUUUAUCUCACCUCAAUAUAACUUCAGACAAAUCUAAUGAUGUGUUAGAUAAAGUAUUAUCUGUAGAAGCAAUUUCAAUUCCUACAACAACCACCGCAACAGCAGAAUUUGUUUUAGAAGACAAAAUAGUUCCAGUUACUGGGUUUAUGAAAGCAAUGGUUAAGUCCAUGACUGAAGCAAUGAAAAUACCUCACUUUGUAUUUAGUGAUGAAUAUGAUGUAACAAAACUGGUAAAAUCAAGGGAGGGGCUAAAAGAACUAGCUCAAAAAAGAGGAGUGAAACUCACUUACAUGCCUAUAAUAAUUAAAGCUGCUUCUCAAAGUCUCCUAACCUACCCAGUGCUAAACAGCAGCCUCGACAGCUCUAAUGAAAACCUUAUUUAUAAAGCCAGUCAUAAUAUUGGUGUAGCCAUGGACACGCCAAAUGGUUUAGUAGUACCAGUAAUCAGGAACGUGCAAAGAAAAAGUAUAUUUGAAAUAGCAAUUGAACUGAAUUCUCUGCAAGAAAAAGGAUUGAAAGGUCAACUUGGACUAUCCGACUUAACGGGUGGAACGUUUACAAUAUCUAAUAUUGGCAUUAUAGGAGGUACUUACACAAAGCCAAUUAUACUGCCUCCACAAGUGUCCAUAGGAGCUUUAGGAAAAAUACAGGUUUUGCCAAGGUUCGACUCAGAAGGCAAUGUGGUAAAAGCUCAUAUCUUAUCAGUGAGCUGGUCAGCGGACCAUAGGGUCAUCGACGGCGUCACUAUGGCCCGAUUCUCAAACCAGCUAAAAGAAUACCUUGAAGACCCACAGAAGCUAAUUUUAGAUCUGUAAAAGUCAUGUUUGCAUUUUUAUUAGAAUAUUAAUUUAUACAAAUGUUUUUAUUAAAAUUAACUGAUCUUUUAA